Messenger RNA from Sitodiplosis mosellana (orange wheat blossom midge), 2909 nucleotides. RefSeq names its product transmembrane protein 245. Lineage: Eukaryota; Metazoa; Arthropoda; Insecta; Diptera; Cecidomyiidae. The record is from RefSeq and is a predicted model, not a curated record. The transcript is spliced from 10 exons. Bases 1 to 2571 code for a protein of 856 amino acids.
AUGAGUACACGUCCGAGUCCAGCUUAUAAACGUGCAACCGACAGUUUCUAUCAGCUGUGGGGCAAUAUCAAGCAAAAUGUAUCACAACAAUCACAAUUAAAGGCGGCAAUUUACAAUUUGGUGAUAGCAGCAGUGGUUGCAUCGUGUGUUGGAGCAUGUUUGGUGUUGGGCCCAUUCUUGAAACCAUUGAUAUGGGCAUUAUUGGUGGGUGCGGUGCUAUUUCCAUUCAAAUAUACACUGUCUUCGUCGCUAAAGUGCUGGUUUGAUCGGCUCGAGGCCGAGGAUACACAUCUGCUGGUCGGUGUUAUGCUGGCCCCGUUGGAAGCGCUCGAAUCGUUUGGCGAAUAUCUGUGGACAUCGAUCGUUAAGCAUGUGCAUUUGCUGAUCGGUGGAAGUGUUGGCUUAGUGUUUUUGCGAUUGUUCAUCGCUUAUGCGCCGAAAGGUGUGUUUUGCAUGCUCUGGCGAUACAUUCGAUGGUGUCACGAAUUGUGCAGCAACGUCCUCAGCUCACUUGACUAUAAAAUUGUGAUUGCAAUUUUAAUCGGAUAUUUCUUAAUCGUAAUGGUUUACUGGACGAAAUCCAAGUCAUUUUACUUUGUAUUGGCUGGUCAAAGCAUCUGGUUUUUGCUCUUGGCAUAUGUUUGCAGUUUUUUGGGUGCGUUGCAGGUUCCCCUUUUUAUAAUCGCUUUAACCUAUUCAGCCGCCGGUUUUGUUUACAACAUGAAGUACAGCGAAGAAAUGGACGAAAUCAACAUACACGAAACGAAAAAUCAAUCGAUGCUGGAAAGAUGUGCACAUUUUUGGGAUUCGCCCAUCAUUAAAUCAACGCCAAAUCGUCAACAAACGGUCAGCCAGACCGUUCAACCAUCCAAUGUUCAAUCGAUCUCAUCACCAACCACCACAUUCGCUCCCGACGAAGUGGUCGAUCCAACGGUCAUACUCAAAAAUAAGCUUGAGCUCAAUUUGAAAACGGCCGGUGCUAAAACAACACCACCGGAAGCAGACAAUCAAUCAACCAAAUCCCAAAGUGCCAUCUAUUUCAAAGGGCUUUUUAUGGCCUGUUUAGUUACCAUUUUGUAUAAGCAACUAUUUGUACUGGCGUUGAGUUUCAUCCCGAUUCUAUUGUACUUUGCAAUGAAUUUGAUCGUCACAUUUGGCAUCAAAGAGUAUCUCGGCACAGCAAUUGCCGAUUUAUAUGCUCAAGUACAAGAUUGGAUUUACCAAAGGCAAUCUGCUCUCCUCCCAUUAUGUUUACCCGGCAUACUUAAGCUGAAUAGCAAAGUGCAUACUUACGUUCGAAUCACAUUUCGAGAUUCCGUUGAUACCGCAUCAUCAAUUCUUGUGAUAAUUUUAUUGAUAUUAUUGGUGAUAUUUGCCAGUGUGUUUUGUGCCGUCGAAAUUUAUUCGGAAGCAAUAACUGUGGUUCAACUUGGCAGCGAUGUGGUUAACUAUACCAUUAACCAUCGUCCGGAAUUAAUGACCAUGUUCCCAGAAGGAAUGGUUGAUUCGAUGGACGAUAUCAUAGAAAACGCUUAUGAAUACGGACGAAAUGGCAUUGAAACGUAUGUGGAUAAGUUUCUCAAAGAUGCUGAUCAAGAGCAACGUCGCAAAUUGAAGCAACAAAUUCUCGUCAUUUGGGAUCGAAUCAUUCAGUAUUGGAUGGAUAAAAAGACGGACAAAGCGCAUGGGCCAAGUGUAUCACCUGUGGCGAUUACCGAUUCAAUUGGUGAAAUCGUCUAUAACGAAGAACUUUUUUCAGCCGCUCAACAAGGUGUGAUCAGUUUAAUCAAAUCAAACAUUGGCACACUACUCGAGGUGACCGAUUCCAUUUGGUUGAUUGUUAAACAGAAUCUAAAUGUACUGGUUACGAUAUUCGGCUCAUUGUUUUCAUUGCUAUUGGGCGGCGGAAAUGCUGUUAUCACAUUCUUCAUCAAUGCGAUUAUCUUUUUGACGGCUCUCUUCUAUUUGCUCAGCAAUAGCGAUGAAAAGUACUAUCCAUUGGCAGCGACCAACUAUUUGGGCUUUGCGUCUGGUCCACGGAUUGCUGAAGCGAUCGAAACAUCUGUUUCAAGUGUUUUAAUAGCAAGUGCCAAGCUGGCACUGUUUCAUGGCCUUUUUAUGUGGUUCACACAUACGAUAUUCGGUGCUCGCGUUGUAUUUUUACCAGCUGCUUUUGCUGCAAUUUUGGCCGCUGUCCCCUUUUUGGGCACCUAUUGGUGUAGCUUGCCGGCAUUUUUAGAUCUUUGGUUGAUUCAAGAUCGUUUCGUGCUUGGCAUUAUACUCGUUGCGAUUCAUGUCAUUUUCCCGACAACAUUCGUCGAUCCAGCCAUUUAUGCCGAUGUCAGCGGCGGAGGCCAUGCAUAUUUGACUGGUCUAUCGAUAGCUGGCGGCAUGUUUUUACUCGGUUGGGAGGGUGCAAUAUUUGGACCGAUUCUACUUUGCUUAGUCGUAGUUAUCUUCAAUCUAAUGACUAAUGCACUCAAAGACACACCGUCCACACCAAACCCACGAGGUCAAAAUAAUGAAUUUCGUGCUGCGAAUCGUCGAUAUUCGACAUUUGAUAUAAAUUAAAUAUUGAUCUCGAGUUCAAAUGAUGUACCAAUGAAAAACAAAUGAAAACAAAUCCAAGGAGCACACGUGAUUUUAGCGAAAAUGAGGGAAAAUAAUAACACACAAACCAAACAUGGGCAUUCCAUUGAGUUUCAUUUCAUUCUAUUGCUUGACAUUUUUAUUGUUUUGCGUCAAUCAAUGCUAUUGUUAACACAUGAACAUUUUGCUUUUUUGUAUAAAUUAAAUUGCUGUUUCACAGUAAUCUCAGAACGUUAGCUUACAACUUCUCGUUUUUUUUUUUAAUAUGUAUUAUUAAAUUAUCAAUAAAGGACUAAUUUAUUGAACUGCAAUAAAAUAAA